Auxenochlorella protothecoides is the source of this 1005-nucleotide messenger RNA. Its product is annotated as Malate dehydrogenase [NADP], chloroplastic. NCBI's taxonomy places the organism in Eukaryota, Viridiplantae, Chlorophyta, Trebouxiophyceae, Chlorellales, Chlorellaceae. The record is from RefSeq and is a predicted model, not a curated record. Gene Ontology annotation, biological process: oxaloacetate metabolic process; tricarboxylic acid cycle; malate metabolic process. Gene Ontology annotation, molecular function: L-malate dehydrogenase (NADP+) activity; L-malate dehydrogenase (NAD+) activity. Bases 1 to 1005 code for a protein of 334 amino acids. The transcript has 8 exons.
AUGAUCUCCAACCACCUCGUCUUCAUGAUCGCAAGCGGGGAUGUUUUUGGGAAAGAUCAGCCCGUCUCGCUGAGCCUGCUGGGGUCAGAGCGGUCCCGCACUGCCCUGGAGGGCGUGGCGAUGGAGCUGGAAGACUCGCUCUGCCCCCUGCUCCGGGAGGUGCGACUGGGCAUUGACCCUCGCAAGGUGUUCAGGGACGCUGACUGGGCGCUGCUCAUCGGGGCCAAACCCCGAGGCCCUGGCAUGGAGCGACGGGACCUGCUCGACCUGAACGGCCAGAUCUACAAGGAGCAGGGGCAGGCACUGAACGAGGUGGCCUCCCGGAACUGCAAGAUGCUGGUCGUGGGGAACCCCUGCAACACCAACGCCCUGAUCGGCCUGGAGAAUGCCCCUGACCUGCCGCGCCGCAACUGGCAUGCGCUGACCCGCCUGGAUGAGAACAGGGCCAAGUGCCAGCUGGCGUUGAAGGCCGGAAAGUUCUACACCUCCGUCACCAACAUGUGCAUCUGGGGCAACCACUCGACCACACAGGUCCCUGAUUUUGUCAACGCCAAGAUUGAAGGUGUGCCUGCUCGCGAGUACAUUCACGAUGACAAAUGGCUGAAGGAGGAGUUUACUCCCACGGUUGCAAACCGCGGAGGAGUCCUGAUCAAGAAGUGGGGGAGGUCCUCUGCCGCAUCCACUGCAGUCUCCAUCGCCGACCACAUCCGGUCACUCACCCAGCCCACCAAGGAGGGUGACUGUUUCUCCACCGCCGUGAUCACCGAUGGCAACCCCUACGGGCUAGCUGAGGGGCUGGUGUACUCCAUGCCUGCGCGGUCCAAGGGUGAUGGUGACUACGAGAUCAUCCCGGGCUUCCACAUGAAUGACUGGCUCAUCGAAAAGUGCAAGGCGAGCGAGGACGAGCUGCUGAAGGAGCGGGACUGCGUGGGGCACCUUCUGCCCAACGCCACCGUGGCGCAGUGCAUGAUUACGGAGGAUACGAUGCUGCCUGGAGAGAACUGA